AUUAACCCUCGGCUAGAUGGGUGCAUUCGUGCCUGGAACCUGAUGAAUCAGGGACACUCAGGUGUAAAAGAAGUUAUUCAAGAAAAACAAAGCAAACACUGUUUAGUAGCAGUGGGGAGAGGAUCCUUCUACCCUGGCACUGGAAUGGCAAUGUUUCAGAUAAACUAUAAUGAUCUUGACAGUGCUGAAGAUUGGCUAAUAAAUGUGACUAUGACUAUUCGCCCGUCCACAGACACUGGUGUUAUGUUUGCCUUGGUUUCUGGUGAAACAGUGCCUCUUGCUUUGUCCAUAGUGGACUCUAACUCCUCUGACUCACAGAAAAUCAUUGUGACCAUUGGAAACAUCACUGUUGCACAUCUGGAAUCAAAGAAGUUAUGUACGCCCAGAAAAGUGCUAGUUGGACUUCUAGUAACCAGACAGCAACUUGAACUGUCUGUUGAUUCUCACACAGACAGAAGCAAUUCAGAGCAACUGUCUAUCCUGCACCAAGCAAUGAUGGCAAAUGUUGUUACCUACUUGGGCGGUCUGCCAGAUGUUCCUCUGGGGGCUACGUUAGUAACCGCUUUUUAUAAUGGCUGCAUGGAGGUGGAGGUCAACAACAGACAGCUGGAUCUGGAUGAAGCCAUUUCUAAACACAAUGACAUUAGAUCUCACUCGUGCCCACUGAUUAUGCAGUAACCAUUCAAUUCUUAAUUUAACUUUUUUCUUUCAGAUAUAAUUUAUGUAAUUAGUCUCAUGCCAUAAUGAAGCCUGUAUUAUGUUAUUCAACAUGUGCCAGGAAAAUAAUCAACAGCAUGUUUUUCCUCUCUUUUAUAUAGAAGGGGGAAAAUCCCCUCUUUUCAACUGUAAAGAGACAAUCAAGAUAAAAUUCUGUAAGAUGUUCUUUUAUUCAUAUCAGUGAUAAAUCUUAAAACUAAUUUAUCUUCCAU
Nestor notabilis (Kea) is the source of this 929-nucleotide messenger RNA. RefSeq names its product vitamin K-dependent protein S-like. The transcript has 4 exons. Lineage: Eukaryota; Metazoa; Chordata; Aves; Psittaciformes; Psittacidae. The record is from RefSeq and is a predicted model, not a curated record. The annotation marks the transcript as partial.